Messenger RNA from Rangifer tarandus platyrhynchus (Svalbard reindeer), 474 nucleotides. The record is from the annotation of a GenBank genome assembly. NCBI's taxonomy places the organism in Eukaryota, Metazoa, Chordata, Mammalia, Artiodactyla, Cervidae.
AUGCUAUUCUACCAUCUCAUCCUCUGUCGUCCCCUUCUGCUGUUGCCCUCAAUCUUUCCCAGCAUCAGGGUCUUUUCUAGUGAGUUGGCUCUUUGCAUCACGUGGCCAAAGUAUUGGAGCUUCAACUUCAGUAACAGUCCUUCUAAUGAAUAUUCAGGAUUGCUUUCCCUUAGGAUUGACUGGCUUGGUCUCCUAGCAGUUCAAGGGACUCUCAAGUCUUCUCCAGCACACAAUUCGAAAACAUCAAUUCUUCGGCGCUCAGCCUUCAUGCUCCAGCUUUCUCAUCUGUAUAUGACUACUGGAAAAACCACAGGUUUGACUAUAUGGAUUUUUGUUGGCAAAGUGAUGUCCACGUUUAUUAGAGAAAAUGGGAGCUAUCAGAUUGAAAUUCCCUCAGCUUGCUCACUGAGACAGAGACUACCAUCUGCCCACCAAGUCCUCAUUUUCCUAAGUAACAAAGUCUUCCUUGAUUAA